UCCCACAAAUCCAGACGGACUUCCUGUAUGGCCUGUACUGACUGUCUCCGCCCCACUCUGCAAAGGAUGCUGCUCAAAUUCCAUGUCUGCAUUCCCAUUGCAGCAGGGUCACUACUUGUUGGAGUUCCUUAUAGCAUUUCACUAUUAGCGCAGUGGCUAUAUGGCUGGCCCAAUAAACCUGGCUUUAGAAAGUAUACAGAAGCAUUAAAACCCAGACGUAUAUACUGUUUAACAGUCGCUGUCCUGGAAAUGGUGAAAUACCUGCAGUACGGUAAACUGUAUAUUCAGUGGAAGUCCUGGUAUAGGAAUAGUGCCAAUUCUAAAUAUUGUGUAAAGGACAUACAUUUUGGCCGGCAUGGUAAUAAACUGGAUUUGUAUUACUGCCCCCAUGUGGACGGCCCUGGUUCUGCACUGUCUCCUGCUGUGAUCUUCGUAUAUGGCGGGGCCUGGGGCUCCGGAGAGAGAUCUACAUAUUGCCUCUUGGCAAUGCAAAUGGCAAAGGAGUUAAACAAGCCUGUCAUCUGUCCAGAUUAUUCCAUUUAUCCAAAGGGCAAUGUGAUGGAAAUGGUCCAAGAUAUUGCUGACUGUAUCUUAUGGAGCAGAGAAACUGGGCACACAUUUAACAUUGACAAGCGGAACAUUGUAUUAAUUGGCCACUCGGCCGGUGCUCAUCUGUGCGCACUGACUGCCCUCUUUCUGGCAGCUGAGAGCGAGGAGAUGGGAAUUGAGCUCUCCAAACAGAGGGAUAUUUUAACAUCUGUCAAAGGAGUUGUAGGGCUGAGUGGAGUUUAUCAUAUCAUGAAUCAUUACCAGUAUGAGACAUGGAGAGGAGUGGAAUAUGUUUCCACAAUGCACAAAGCAAUGGGAGGAAUUGAGAACUUUGAGCAUUAUUCCCCAACCCUAUUUGUGAAGACAUUGACAGAAGACAAACUAGCCAAAUUGCCUCCCUUCACUUUAAUCCAUGGAACAAAGGAUACCAUUGUACCUGUGGAGUCGACCCUCCAGUUUUCAGAGGCCCUGACUGCAGCUGCAGUGAAGGCUUCACUGUUCAUCCUGCCACACGUGGGCCAUACAGAAUUAGUGACAGAUCUCAUGGGCAGCAAUAGGAGAUACUACCACACAAUCCUGGGCUGCAUAAAACAAGGCAUUAAUAAGGUUACUGCUCACGGUUAACAAAUGCCUUGCUUUUGGAAGCAUGUAACAGGAACCCAUUUGUAACCCUGUUUUUUUUUUUUCCUAACGCUGUAUAUCUGUAUGGUGAUUUACUAUUUUUAAUGUUUUUUUAAUUUAUAUAUUAACAUGCUUUAGUAAUGAUAGGCUUUAUAACUAAUGUUUAUUUAAAUGUAUUUGAUGGAAUGUAUUGCUGUAACAAACAAUUGUUUUUUUGUAUGCAUUGGAGUGACAUUUCACUCUGAGCAGCGUGCAUUUGUUUCAGCUCCCACUGUAUUAAAUAGCAGGAGUGCCAAGUACUAUGCAGAGCUGUCUGGAAAGAUUGCACUGCAGUUCCUUGUGCUGUGUGUGCUCUGAGCGACUGCACUGGAACUAUUCUUACACUGAGUGUUUAACACAAUCGCAUUGUUAGAGUGUAAGUAUAACAGAUAUGUGGGAGUCCAGCGAGGAGAGACCUGCGAGGAGAGACUGUUGGAGAAAAUCCGAACCUAACAGCACUCUGGAAGAUGCCAACUACUAGACAGGUCUGUACCCUCCCCCCACCACUCCUGCUCCGACUACUACUGUACCUAUCUGUCUCACCUGUCCUGCUAUGACUGUCUCUCACAUCCCUGUUAUUCUGUCCUAUCACUCCCGUCCUCUAUCCUCUCUCCGCCGCUGCUCCCCUAACCCCUCUAACCUCAUCCCUCUGCCUCUCCCCCUCUCCCACUCUCUCCCCUCCCACACUCUCUCUGGUGCCCUCUGCAACUGUUAGUCUUCUGCUAACAAAGCUGAUUUCAUCUCUGCCUUUGCCUCCCACCUCUCUCGAGUUCCUUGCUCUCACUGAAAUCUUGCUCUCUCCUGAUAACACUGUAACUGCUGCUGCCCUGUCCUCUCUCCAGUCCUGUCCUAUACUCCACGUCUCACUGGAUAGGGAGGCGGGACUGGUCUUCUCCUCUCUCCCUCCUUACUCUUUUCUGUCCCCUUUGACCUCUCCUCACUCUCUGUUAACACCUUUGAAUUUCACGCUGUCCAACUAACCUCUCCCUGUCAACUCCUGCUAAUUGUAAUGUACCAUCCCCCUGGACCUCUCACUCACUUUCUCGAUGAACUCGACUAUCUCCUCUCCUCCCUCCCCUCUCUGUCUACCUCAACUGUCCUGUUAGGUGAUUUCAAUAUCCAUCUAUCCAACCCCACCCACUCUGCCGGAUUCCUUCCUCUCCUUCAACUUCUCUCUCUAUUCCCUCCUACCCACAAAGCUGGCCGUCAACUGGACCUCACCUUCUCCAGGGCCUGCUGCCCCUCCACCCUCUCUGUCACCCCUCUGGACCUCUCUGAUCACUACUUCAUCUAUUUUUCUCUGUCUCUCCCCUUUCUCCCUACUUCACCUACCCCCACUGUUACCUCCCGCCGUAACCUCCGCUCUCUCUCCCCCUGUCCUUGUCUCCACCACUCUCUCACCUCCCUCUUAGACUCCUCCCAACUCUGUAGACUCUGCUACCUCCACCCUCUUCUCCUCCCUCACCUCCUCCCUCGACUCCCUCUGUCCCCUCACCUCCCGACCUGCCCGUCCCUACCCUCCCCAACCCAACUCUGGCUCACCUGUGUGCUCCGCUCAGCAAGAACCAAACUGCACUCUGUCGAAAAGAAAUAGAAGAGAAUGAAACUCCCUGCUGCCCUAGACCUUUACCGCUCCCUCCUCUCCUCCUUAUCCACUCUCUCCUCUGCUAAACCCUCCUAUUUCCAAUCUAUUAUCCAAUUCUCCACUAACAACCCCCGGAAACUAUUCUCUACCUUAUCCUCCCUCCUCAACCAUCCCCCCUCCUCCUCCUCCCUCCUCUACCUCCUCUGACGACUUUGCCUCUUUCUUCUCCUCUAAAAUCUCUGAUAUCCUCUAACUCUUUAACACCUCCCCCCACCCCCUCCCGCUCCAACCCCAACACCCUCUGUCUCCCCUACUAGCUCACCCUCCUUCUCUCCACUCUCAGACUCUUACCUCUCCUCCCUCCUCCAGGGCCACAAACCAACCACGUGCACCCUGGACCCCCUUCCCACUCACUCCUGCUCUACUCUCCUUCAUCUCCUCCCUUUUCAACACCUCUCCUCUUUGGCCUCUUUUCCUCUGCCUUCAAACAAGCCUCUAUCACCCCUUCCUCAAAAAACCUACCUUCGACCCCACCUCCCUCCAGAACUACCGUCCUGUCUCCCUCUUACCCUUCCUCUCUAAAACACUCGAGCAGGCAGUACACCGCCAGCUCUCUGCUUUCCUGUCUAACCACUCUCUGCUUUACCCUCUCCAAUCUAGUUUCCGCUCUGCUCACUCCACUGAAACUGCUCUCCUGUCUGUCACUAACUCGCUAAACUCUGCCCGUGCUGCCUCUCUCUCCUCUGUCCUAAUUCUCCUCGAUCUCUCUGCUGCCUUUGACACUGUCGAUCACUCUAUUCUACUAUCCUCUCUCGCUGACCUGGGAAUCUUUGGCCUGGUUCUCCUACCUCUCCGACCGCACAUACCAGGUAAUCUGGAUCAGUCUUGGGUCCUCUCCUGUUCUCUCUCUAUACCUGCUCCCUGGUUUCUCAUACCAUUUCUAUGCUGAUGAUGCUCAGAUCUUUCCUCCGCCCCCCCAGCCCACCAUCCCCUCCCGUAUCUAUUACCUGUCUGUCUGCUAUCUCCUGGAUACACUCGCAUCACCUCAAACUCAACCUCUCUAAAUCUCCAUUCCUCUGGAAUCUAGCAUGCUCUCUCCCUCCUCCUUAGCCAAGAACCUCGGAGUAACCCUGGACCCCUGCCUCUCCUACUCCCAACACAUCUCCACUCUAUCACGUACCUGCCGUUUCUUCCUGAGCAACAUACAAAGAAUCCGACCUGUCAUCACCAGACUGCACCCAGCUACCUCCAGACCCUCAUCUCUCCUUACACCCCCACCCGACCUCUCCGCUCAUCCGCCUGCACUACAAGACUGGCUUUACUUCCUCUAAGCUCCCCUGCCUCCAGAGCCUGCUCCUUCUCCACCCUCGCCCUGCAGUGGUGGAACGACCUUCCCAUGUAUGUCAGGACUGCCCAGUCCCUGACCACCUUCCGGUGCCUCCUCAAUACACACCUCUUCAGACAACACCUGUAAAACUCAACUCUUCCCUUCUGGACAAUAUAGCACUCUGCCUUUAAUGCACUUUAACUUGCACUUAUCUGCUCCCUAUUUUACUGUAUUUAAUCCUGCACUUAAGCCAAUCUGUACUAUUUUGUAUUUCACCUGCACUCAUAUCUAACCCUGAUGUAACCAUCAACACUGUUAUCUGCUCUUGAACUGCCCUGAUAUCAAAUCGUACUGUGUUUUGUAUUUGGUCUUAUUAGGACUGAAGUCAUUGUAUUUUGUAUCUUGCUCUUAAUUGUACUGUAAUUCUUGAUAUGUAUUUUUGUAUACACUGUAAAUCGCCCUGGGUAAGUGCGUCUGCUAAGAAAUAAAUAAAUAAAUAAUAAUAGUAAUAAUAAUAGUUUCAUUUUCAUGUAUAUUAAUCCUCUUUUAUUGUUGAUUUAACAUGUUUAUGUUGUAUCUGACACAUACAGAAUUAUAGAUUAUGAUUCAUUCUACUGAGCUUUUUCUAUCUGUGUUUGUAACUCACUAUAAAUCUCCAUUUUCAGAGAGAAAGCACCAAGUAAAUCUGUUUCAGGGUAAAAAACCCCAAAACUUUCUGUUGUAUUUAAUAUAUUUUUUCUUAAGAAACGCACAUAUUUCAUCACAAGAAUUCCUGCCUUAAUAAGUGAUACUGAUCACUGUCUUUGUAACUUCACAGUAUUUUAUAGAUUACAUGUUUUUAAAUGUAUUAAAAGUUAUUAUCU
This is a messenger RNA of Acipenser ruthenus (sterlet), 4984 nucleotides long. RefSeq lists its product as uncharacterized. Lineage: Eukaryota; Metazoa; Chordata; Actinopteri; Acipenseriformes; Acipenseridae. The transcript is spliced from 8 exons. The record is from RefSeq and is a predicted model, not a curated record. The coding region runs from base 28 to 1173 and encodes 381 amino acids.